Molecule: messenger RNA, 843 nt
Organism: Hyaloperonospora brassicae
Lineage: Eukaryota; Oomycota; Peronosporomycetes; Peronosporales; Peronosporaceae
Source: the annotation of a GenBank genome assembly
AUGGACAUCGACCUGGAGCGGAUCAAACGUGCCCAUGCCAAGAACCUCGCGUACAUCCGCCAACAGGACGAACGUGAGGCUUCUCAGGCGGUGGACGACCAACUCGCGUCGGAGACUCAAAACACGACCGCAAGUGUUAAAUCGCCGACGCAGAAGGGAGUGAAAAGCAACAGCAGUGUAUACAUCACUGGUCUCACGACGUAUAUGGCGUGCAGACAGCUCGAGGGGGUGUGCUCUCGGCUCGGCAAAGUGCGGCGUAUCAAGUUCUACAGAGACGAACGAGGAGGUCUGAAGGGUGACGCUGUAGUGACGUUCAACUCGCGUGCUACAAUGGUGAAGGCCGUGGAGAGGCUGAACCACUUUGAGGUGAAGCCAGGAGUGAUCAUCACAGCAACAGAGGCAAAUUUCUCGAGCAAAAAGGUAAGCGAGACACAGGAGAGCGAAGCGGCUGUCGACGAUUAUCAACGAGCAGCAGAGACGCCGGUGAAAAACAGUCCAACCGAUGAUUUGCCGUCUUUGGACUUGCCAUCGCGCUCAGUCAUCCUGAAGCACGUAUGGAACCCACUGGAUAGCAGCGAUGCUGCAUUCUUUGUCGAGCUGGAGGACGACAUGCGUGGCGAAUGUGCCAAACAUGGCGUGGUGGAAGUUGUGCAGAUUGUAGCAGACGGAUCUGUGAUCGUGCGUUUUGCCGACUUAAAAUCCGCUAUCGCGUGUAUGAAAGUGAUGAACGGGCGGUGGUUCGCUGGAUCAAAGAUUGAGGCGCAAUUUGAUCAGACGACGGCAGAAAACCCUAGCGAUGCGGACACCAAGAUUGAGGCAUUCCUGGCCACUGUUGGAGAGUAG